AUGGAGGGAGAAAGUAAGAAGCUGGCAUCUGUGUCCAAUCUGGUGACUGUGUUUGAGAACAGCAGGACUCCAGGAGCAGCAUCCAGAGUCUGCAAGCUGGAGAUUGAACAUUGCCACCCUGGGUGCAGGCAUCCCCCACCUGCAGAGCCGUGGAAGGAGCCCAACCUUGGGGAGACCUUUGAGGGGUCCGAGCCCAGGAUGGUCAGCAGGAGGUACCUGAGCUCCCUGAAGAACAAGCUGUCCAGUGGGGCCUGGAGGAAAUCUUGCCAGCCUGGGACCCACCCUGGGCCAGGGAUGCAGGAGCCUGAGGAAAAGAAGAUCGUCCAGGAGCUCCUGGAGACAGAGAAGGCCUAUGUGGCACGCCUCCAUCUACUAGACCAGGUGUUCUUCCAGGAGCUGCUGAGGGAGGCCCGCGGCAGCAAGGCCUUCCCCGAGGAUGUGGUCAGGCUCAUCUUCUCCAACAUCUCUUCCAUCUACCAGUUCCACGCACAGUUCUUCCUCCCGGAGCUGCAGCGGCGGCUGGACGACUGGACUGCCACCCCCCGCAUCGGGGACGUGAUCCAGAAACUGGCUCCAUUCCUGAAGAUGUACAGUGAGUAUGUCAAGAACUUUGAGCGAGCGGUUGAGCUGCUGGCCACCUGGACUGACAAGUCUGCACCCUUCCAGGAGGUGAUCACCCGCAUUCAGAGCAGUGAGGCCUCCGGCAGCCUGACUCUGCAACACCACAUGCUGGAACCUGUGCAGAGAAUCCCACGCUACGAGCUACUGCUCAAGGAGUACGUCCAGAAGCUGCCAGCCCAGGCCCCAGACCGGGCUGAUGCUCAGAAAGCGCUCGACAUGAUCUUCUCAGCCGCUCAGCACUCCAACGCAGCCAUCACGGAGAUGGAGCGGCUGCAGGACCUGUGGGACGUGUACCAGCGCCUGGGUCUCGAGGACGACAUAGUGGACCCCUCCAACACCCUGCUCCGCGAAGGCCCGGUCCUCAAAAUCUCCUUUCGCCGCAGCGACCCCAUGGAGCGCUACCUUUUCUUGUUCAACAAUAUGCUGCUCUACUGUAUACCCAAGGUCAUCCAGGUGGGCGCCCAGUUCCAGGUGAGGACCCGCAUCGAAGUGGCCGGAAUGAAGGUGCGGGAGCUGACUGAUGCGGAGUUCCCCCACUCCUUCCUGGUGUCGGGGAAGCAGCGCACUCUGGAGCUGCAAGCCCGGUCCCAGGAGGAAAUGAUUUCCUGGAUACAGGCCUGCCAAGCGGCCAUUGACCAAAUCGAGAAGCGGAAUGAAACCUUCAAGGCUGCGGUCCAGGGCCCUGAGGGAGACACCCAGGAGCAGGAGCUGCAGUCCGAGGAGCUGGGCCUCCGGGCACCGCAGUGGGUCCGGGACAAGAUGGUGACCAUGUGCAUGCGCUGCCGGGAGCCCUUCAACGCCCUGACGCGCCGCCGCCACCACUGCCGAGCCUGCGGCUACGUGGAAUCCACGGCACCUCCCCUUGAGUCAGGGUUGGCCUUGCGACUUUGCUUUGACCAGUGGGAUGUGGUGGGGCUGAUGUACAACCUCUGA
This is a messenger RNA of Neomonachus schauinslandi (Hawaiian monk seal), 1554 nucleotides long. It is a transcript of the gene FGD2, whose product is annotated as FYVE, RhoGEF and PH domain containing 2. Gene Ontology annotation, cellular component: cytoplasm. The record is from RefSeq and is a predicted model, not a curated record. NCBI's taxonomy places the organism in Eukaryota, Metazoa, Chordata, Mammalia, Carnivora, Phocidae. Gene Ontology annotation, molecular function: metal ion binding; guanyl-nucleotide exchange factor activity. Gene Ontology annotation, biological process: cytoskeleton organization; filopodium assembly. Bases 1 to 1554 code for a protein of 517 amino acids. The transcript is spliced from 14 exons.